UCCCCUUCCCGCCUUCUUCCUUCAAGCUGGAGGUUUUGGGCAGGGGUCGAUAUGAGUUAUGGAUGCAACAAUGUACACGAAAAUUCUGAAGCUCUGCGCCACCAGGGAGGCUUCAAACUACGGCCUUCUCGUCCAUGGCCGUAUCGUGACAAAUGGGCUUGCUUCCAAUCUCAACUUGCACACGCCGCUGAUUCUAUUUUACUCAAAGCUUAUGAAUAUGGAAAUGGCCCACAAAGUGUUCGACGUAAUGCGCGAAAGAAAUAAUGUUGUGUCUUGGACAGCCAUCAUUUCGGGUUAUUGCCAGAAGGGGUGCUAUGAGAAUGCUAUACUGAUGUUCAGGGACAUGCACAGGGCUGGUGUAAGGGCCAACCAGUUCACGUAUGGGAGCACCCUACGAGCGUGUACGGGCUUGAGGGGCUUGAUUGCAGGAAUGCAAGUCCAAGCGGGUAUAGAGAAAGGGAGGUUUGUGGACAACUUGUUCGUGCAGAGUGCACUGAUCGAUUUCCACUCGAAGUGCGGCGGGGAGAUGGCCGGUGCGCGGCGGAUAUUUGAGAUAAUGUCAAGAAGGGACCUUGUCACGUGGAAUACUCUGAUUGGAGGGUACGCCAUUCAGGGGUUCUCGGAGGACUCUCUUCAUCUGUUUCAGCUAAUGAUGAGAGAAGGCAUGUGUCCUGAUUGCUUUACUCUUGGAAAUGUCUUGAGAGCUUGUGCUGGAGGUGGUUGUCUCAUGCAGAUCAUGCAGAUGCAUAGCUUAAUUAUCCGAACAGGUUUUGUUUCGUAUGUGGACUUGAUCGGAUCGAUAAUUGAUGCUUAUGCAAAAUGCGGGGCCGUUCAUACUGCUCAUCGCAUAUACAAGCACAUGGAAAGAAAGGAUGUAAUAUCAUGUACUGCACUUAUCACUGCAUAUGCACGCAAGGGUAACUAUUGCAGUGAUGUUCUGGACCUCUUCGAAGAGCUGAAUCAGAUGCAAGUAGGAAUGGAUCCUGUUAUGUUAUGCUCGAUGCUUCAUGUAUGUGCAAACUUAGCAUUCCUGAGCUUGGGGAGACAAAUCCACAGCCUAGUGUUGAAAUAUCAAUCAGAUUGCGAUGUCACACUUGGCAAUGCUUUGGUUGAUAUGUAUGCUAAAUGUGGAGAAAUUGGAAAUGCUAAUCGUGCCUUCAAUGAAAUGAGGAUGAAGAACAUCGUAUCAUGGACAUCACUGAUUGCUGGGUAUGCAAGGCAUGGGUUUGGACACGCCGCAAUUGAGCUUUAUAAGAAGAUGGAACAUGAAGGGGUGGAGCCGAACGACAUCACGUUUUUGUGUCUUCUCUUUGCGUGUAGCCACACUGGGUUGACCAGUGAAGGGUGGGAAUGCUUUGGCAGCAUGAUAGCCAAGUAUAAAAUCACUCCUAGAGUUGAGCAUCUGUCUUGUAUGGUUGAUCUCUGUGCACGGUGUGGUAAACUAGAAGAAGCUCUUGGGUUGAUACAUGAUUUAGGUAUAAAGCCCAAUCCCUCACUUUUGGGUGCUAUCCUCGGGGCAAGUCGCAAUUAUGGUUCUAUACCUCUUGGAGAAACCGCUGCCAUGAAACUCAUUGAUAUGGAUCCAGAGAAUUCUGCACACUACAUUGUUCUAGCUAGUCUGUAUGCUCAAGCUGGCGCAUGGGAAAAUGUUUGGGCCACGUGGAAGAUGAUGGAAGAAAGGGGUCUAAAGAAGGGUCCAGGAUAUAGUCUCUUGCAAUAUGAGAUGCAGGAAAUUAAACAUCUGCAGCCUGAGUAAUUGACGUCAGUCUAUAUCAAUCAGGGAAAAUGAGGAUUGUCGGGGUUUGUUGUGUAUAGAUUUUGAUAUGGUGUUUGUUGAUGCUUUGAAAGGGGAAAGGAAACAUAUGGCCUUUUUCUUUAUGAUGAGUUGAUCAAGGAUGCCUUCUUGAGGAUGAACAGGUUUCCUAAACCAGCAGCUGUACAAGAAGUAUAAGGAGAAGCGGGUCUCGGUCCAGAUCAUUAGCGUCGUCUUCUCCUUUUCCUGCAAUCUCCUUCAGCUCGUUCACUUAGAGAUCAUUCCUCUCCUCUCCCAAAGCGAGAUGGUUGAACUGGAAGGUAGACCUCUUCUGUUUGAUACUGCUACUAGUGUUCAUGUUGCCUUACUGUUACCGUUAGUUGAUGCUGCACAGCAGUGAUAUAAGGAAUAAAAAAUGCUUCAGUUGGAGCCGUCCUGUUCUUGCUGGCAUUUUCUUAAUGCCUUCUCACCUCUUCCAAUAAAGGUUAGGUUUUUGUUGUUUCUGUCAUCUCCCACUGUUUAUUGCAUUUACUCUACAUUUUUCCUUUUUGUAAGUUUCUUGUUUGUCCGUUUUCUAUGUGUAUGUGUUUUUUCUUUUCACUCAUAAAUAUGCUCAUUGGGCUUCUUCGCAAUACCUUAGCUGUUUAACAGAGUUGGAGUUAUUGGGGUCGCAGUCAUGGCUAUAUGUCCGUGUUUGGAGCUGGGAAGUUGCCUUAUAGUCACUUAUCUCUUUUCAUCAAGUAAUGAGGUUUAUGAUGUCCUUUGUAGCUAUCACAAUGUCUUUUCAUCAGUUAAUGAGGUUUAUGAUGUCCUUUGUAGCUAUGACAAACUACAUGUUAAUGCAAAGGAAUGUUUACUGAUACCUUGCCCUGCUACUCAUCUUUUUUGUGUAGAGAGAUUGAAGAUGCAGAGAUCAAGGCCUUAGAAAGACAAUUCAUGCAAUCAACUGAAAUCUGUAUAACAAAGAAAAAGAAAAUCAUCCUUUGCUAGACGGAAAUGGAGCGAAUUCAAGGAUCGAAAGAGAUAUAUGAAAAAACAUGGGAUUAGAGGUUCAAGCUUUAGAAGAGCUCUUGGAGCUGCUGUUUUUGGAAAGUCACGAGUUUCGCCAGGCUAAAGGUUGCAUUUUUAACAUAAAAUUGGAAAGAAUGAUUGGAAGAGGGCCAUACAAAGUUUCUGGUGCGGCUUGUCCAGUGGACCACAAGGUUCGUCAUAUUCCCAAUGAGUGACAUAUCUGUCCCAGAGAGAGUCCUCUUUGAAGUUUGGGUUUACUGCACCAAUCCAUGUUUUCCGCGGAUCAGGGUAUCGAUCGGCGAUUAAGUAGUUAAAGCAUCCAGCACAGUGGACUGCAAACAGGGUUACCUGAAAUCAACCAGAGAUGGAAGGAGCACAGAUUUAAAAUUGCAAAAUGAUAUUUGUCAAUGGAGGUGGGAAAGGAAUUCAAUGGAGGUCUUUCAGUUGCUUACGGAUAUCAACUUUGUGCACCUUGUCCAAAAAUAGUUGAACCGUAUGUCCUUCUCUAGUCUGAAGGUGAAGGGAAGCAAGUGGAUGAGUAAGCAUUGAGACCCUCCAACAGUAACUGUUUUGAAAUCUGAGGAAAACCCAAAACAAAUUUUAGAAAUUGAUUAUGGACCUUGCAAACAGAGCACUGACUCGUCGGAGACGCCACAAUCUGAGCAUGCUGAGUGCUUUGAACCCAAGGCCACCGUUGUUCAUGAAUAGAAGACCGAUGGACUGAAAGGGUGCAGUUGAACAGACAUCAAAAAGAAACCAGGUAGACAGGUACCUGUAUGUUAGAUGGGAUUGUGUGAAGACUUUCUUCUGUUAUUGCUUGAUAAUCGUUAAUCGGCGUUAUGCACGUGAGUGUAUUGAACUUCUCUCAGCUGAAAAUUUCAGUACCUGAUGGCAAUUUUCUUGGGAUCAUCGACAAGAAGGUAAGUGUGGUUGUCCAAGUACGCCACGAAGAAAGUGAGAACAAUGUCAACAGCGAAGAAGGUAUUCACAACAUGAUCCACAACGAAGAGGGCGUCCUUCUUGUAUGUUAUAAAUGCAAAUUCGAAUGGGCUAAUCCAUGCCGAGUAAAGGACUAGGACGACAAGUAACAUCUCCCAAGCCCUGAUGAGGAUCAUGGAAAGAGAUUAGCAAGCAUAAGAGAUCCGGUUUGUGAUGAAACAUAAUAGCAGGAACAAAACUGUUGUGGGAAAAUCACCUAUACCGGGGGUUAUAGGGAGAAAUGAUAUAUUUCCGAAGCUUCGUUGCCUGGUUGAUUCUAGCACCGAGAGAAGGAAGAAGAUCACUCGAGAAGAAGCUUCCAUGGCUGAUGCUCUCAGUCUGAAACUCAUCGAAGCAGAACCGCUGGAAGAAGUUUCUCAUGCAAGAAAACAUGUCGUGGACCUCUCUUGGUAUGAUGAGGGGCUUCAGUAGAGGCUGUCAAUUUUUUUCGUGUUUGGUAAGACUCUUGUUCGAGGUUAUAUAUAUAUAGGGGCUGGUGGGGAAAUGGUGGCACGGGAGAUAGCUUCUUUUCUAAACCGCCUUUCUCCCUUGCUCAGCCUGUGAAGUAUCCCACGAGGAUAAUCAAGGUUGGUGUAUUAUGCCAACUAAAGCACAGUGCCUCGUUUAAAGAUGGAAAAGAAAGAGAGGAUGAACGUGUGGGAGAGGGAAUCCAGCAUCCUGUUUGUGCAAUAGAGGUAAAAGGAGGAUGGCUAAACACGGGACAGGACGCUCAGGAAAAGAGUGGACAUGCAACUGGAACGAGUACUCAAAGUGGCAGACAUGGAAGCUCCUUCCCUCCCUCCCUCCCUCCCUCUCUCAAAUGCAGUAAUGUUGAAGUGAGAGGGGAGAGAGAAUUUACUCUCUCUCUCUCUCUCUAUUGGAAGAGGGGAUGCAGAGGAGGACAGAGAGUUUAAGGAAGCUGUGAUAAGAAAUGGAAAUGUUGCCUUUUGCUUCAGGGAGUGUUGCAAUGGUGGAGGAGGUGGUGAUGUUGGUAGUGGUGGGAGUUCCAUCAUCUUCACCGAAGUGGAGAUGUGAGGGGGCCUUUGCAGGGACAAAUGUGUUUUGAUUUCCAUAUCAAAAUCUAAAUAUGGACCAGUUAGUUAAAAAAAUUGUUUUUGAUUCCUUAGGUCGAUCCCUUUGUCGUGGGUGCCACACGGACCAAUCGCGACGGGACCUCGAGGUGUCGCAUGCCUACAAGCUCCCGAGGUUAUUUUCAUAAACGGGCUAGAUCUGUUGGGACCGCAACAUAUUUUACCAGUUUUGGACCAGAGCUUAUGUUUCAUAUCAUACUCUGGUCUUCUGGCUGACCAGUUAUCUUAUAUUGGAAUCCUUGCUGGGUGGCCGUGACAGGGUUAUUUUCAUAAACGGGCUAGAUCUGUUGGGACCGCAACAUAUUUUACCAGUUUUGGACCAGAGCUUAUGUUUCAUAUCAUACUCGGGUCUUCUGGCUGACCUUACCGUGCUCAGAUUGACUGUUGAUGGCUUAGCGGCACCAAUCCAUGACAGAUUUUGGCUGUAAAAAAGAUCCGAAUGGAGAAUGAUUGUCUUGCGGAUUCCUCCAAUUGAAGUUGGGAAUUUUAUUUGACUGAAUUGAGGGGUAAAAGGUUCAGAUAUAUAUAUGUGUGAACUCAAAAAGAGCAGCACAAGCUCCUUUGAAUCAAUUCCCUCUAGAUUCCUA
Punica granatum (pomegranate) is the source of this 5420-nucleotide messenger RNA. The record is from RefSeq and is a predicted model, not a curated record. NCBI's taxonomy places the organism in Eukaryota, Viridiplantae, Streptophyta, Magnoliopsida, Myrtales, Lythraceae.